This is a messenger RNA of Pipistrellus nathusii (Nathusius's pipistrelle), 1050 nucleotides long. The record is from the annotation of a GenBank genome assembly. Lineage: Eukaryota; Metazoa; Chordata; Mammalia; Chiroptera; Vespertilionidae.
AUGAACCGGAAAGCGCGGCGCUGCCUGGGCCAUCUCUUUCUCAGCCUGGGUAUGGUCUACCUCCGGAUCGGUGGCUUCUCCUCGGUGGUAGCUCUGGGCGCGAGCAUCAUCUGUAACAAGAUCCCAGGCCUGGCUCCCAGACAGCGGGCGAUCUGCCAGAGCCGGCCCGACGCCAUCAUCGUCAUAGGAGAAGGCUCACAAAUGGGCCUGGACGAGUGUCAGUUUCAGUUCCGCAAUGGCCGCUGGAACUGCUCUGCGCUGGGGGAGCGCACCGUCUUCGGGAAGGAGCUCAAAGUGGGGAGCCGGGAGGCCGCCUUCACCUACGCCAUCAUUGCUGCUGGCGUGGCCCAUGCCAUCACAGCCGCCUGCACCCAGGGCAAUCUAAGUGACUGUGGCUGCGACAAAGAGAAGCAAGGCCAGUACCAUCGGGAUGAGGGCUGGAAGUGGGGUGGCUGCUCGGCCGAUAUCCGCUAUGGCAUCAGCUUCGCCAAGGUCUUCGUGGAUGCCCGGGAGAUCAAGCAGAACGCCAGGACGCUCAUGAACCUGCACAACAAUGAGGCGGGCCGGAAGAUCCUGGAGGAGAACAUGAAGCUGGAGUGUAAGUGCCAUGGUGUGUCAGGUUCCUGUACCACCAAGACCUGCUGGACUACGCUGCCACAGUUCCGAGAGCUCGGCUAUGUGCUCAAGGAUAAGUACAACGAGGCCGUACAUGUGGAGCCUGUGCGUGCCAGCCGCAACAAGCGGCCCACCUUCCUGAAGAUCAAGAAGCCACUAUCAUACCGCAAACCCAUGGACACAGACCUGGUGUAUAUUGAGAAGUCACCCAACUACUGUGAGGAGGACCCAGUGACAGGCAGCGUGGGCACGCAAGGUCGCAUCUGCAACAAAACAGCCCGCCAGACCAGUGGCUGUGACCUCAUGUGCUGCGGCCGUGGCUACAACACCCACCAGUAUGCACGAGUGUGGCAGUGUAACUGCAAAUUCCACUGGUGCUGCUAUGUCAAGUGCAACACCUGCAGUGAGCACACCGAGGUGUACACGUGCAAGUGA